CGUUGAUUGAAUUCGGUGACUGUGUGUCAAUGGCUGCGCCAACGAACAGUCGAGUGUCGGACAUGGCUACUGAAAAUUUCAGCUUGAGUUUGUCGCCCUUACUUUCCCCUAGGUGGUCGCAGCUGUGCUUAACUCCGUCGCCGCCACAGUCUUUCCUACCCUCGUCCAGUUCAAUGGUCAUGCAGUAUCAAGGGUCUAACCAAUCCAUGGACGAUCCGCCACAAAAUCAAGAGCAUGAUGACAUCGUCGACCUGGCACCGUACUUGGCCACAGACUCGGCGUUGUUGCCGCUGCAGCAGCAGCUACGUAAGAACUGGAGCGAGGCGUCCUCAGAUUGGAGGCCAAGUGGAGGGGGAAUUAUGACGAUGAACAAUCAGGGCUUUGAAGAAUCGAAUAUGGGUUUUGAGGAAUUCGAGGAGAUGAUGAUGAGCUGUUUCUAUUUUCCUCCGUCGCCCACAAAUUUCCCUCUGUAUCGGCCGAUGCCAAGUGUUUUUUUCGUUUCUAAUGAACAGGAGAACAUAAGCUUGGCGUUGUCUUGUCAGCACAUACUUGAGGACAAGAGCGGUGCGUUGCAUGUGAUCAACGGGGAGGACGGCGAAGACAUCAGUGACCUGCUGUUCCACGGCUUGAAGUCUUACAUGGAUAACAAGUUCGGUGAACAUUUGGAUCAAAUAAAAAGGCCGGCGGGUGUGUUGCCCAAAGGCGUGGAGUCGUUGAUGGUUAAUAUAUCGGAACAAAAGGACUACGAUAAGAGAGAAGUGACAUUAAGGCGGAUCAAGUGGUUGGAACAACACGACGAGGACAUGGUUGACCAGCCGUUCUUCAAAGUUGAGUGCGUGGUGCAGCAACUAAUUCAAAACAGGGGCGGUGAGUUGGAUGUUAUCUUAGGAGGGGGAGUUUUAACAAUCAACGGGCUGGAAUGCAGAGACGGUCAAGGCUCGCCAAUAACUCCAGAACCAUUGGUUAUUCGUCAGGCCAAGGGCUCCUUUAAAGUGUGGCUGGGACAAGACGGCCAGUGGGCUGCCGAGCUUCGUUCCAUGGUGAAUCGCCUCAACAUUGGCAGUUUCACAACCAUGGAGGAUGCCAUCUCAGCUUAUGAGGUGGUAGCAAGGUGGAGUGGAUGGAUGGAUCUUACUGGUUUUCCUGGACUCUUUGAAAAUGAAAACAAAUCAAAAUUGUCGUUGCAGUUGCCACGUACAGCCCAAGAAUUGAGCCCAGUUGAGGCAGUUGGAACUAGCAGUGAGGGAACAGGGGAUUAUGUAAUAGCAGAUCAGGCUCGGUUGAAUUCCGAUUGUUUGGGAAAAAGGAAAACAGAGGAAAAGAACCCAGGGGGAGAGAGAAGAAGCAAGAAAACAAAUGGAGUUAGAAUAGCCAUUCCUCUAGAGGAUAUCUUACAAACCAAUGGAAUGAGUCUUAAAGAAGCUGCAAAUCAUCUUGGAGUUAGUCAAUCUUCACUGAAGUAUGCUUGUCGGGAGUAUGGUAUCUCCAGAUGGCCACCUCGCAAGCUUAUGACUCAAUCUCACCCCACCGAAACUCCUGCGGUUGUUGAUCAAGAGGGAAUCCCACAAUUGAAUUCUGAUACUUUGCCUUCUGAUCAAGCCUUGGCGGCUCCUGUUGAGAAAAUCACUAGUGUCGUUAUAAAAGAAAUUCUGCCUCCACCGUUUUCGCCGACAGCUCGACAAGAGAGCCUAGAUGAGGAUUUUUGCAAUUUUGAAGCUGAGGCAGUUGGAAUCGGGAGUGGGGGAAUAGGGCAAAGUGAAAUGGAAGAGGGUCAGCCCAAUUCCAGGUAUUUGGGAAAAGAGAAAAGGAAGGAAAUGACCCCAAGAGGAGAGAGAAGAAACAAGGAAAAUAGCGGAGUUAGAAUUGCAAUGUCUUUGGAAGAGAUCUUACAAACUAAGGAAAUGCCUCUUAAAGAUGCUGCAAAGCAUCUUAAAGUUAGCCGAUCUACGUUCAAGCGAGCCUGUCGGGAGUAUGGUAUCGAGAGAUGGCCACCUCGCAAGGAACGCAAGCUUAUCAGCCAAUCCCACCCCAACGAAUCGGUUGUUGAUCAAGAGCGAAUCCCACAAUCGAAUUCCGAUACGCUGCUGCCUUCUGCUCAAGUCUCGGCUACUAUUGCUACAAAUAUUGUGACUAUAAUGGCAAGGUAUGGAGAAGCAAGAAUAAAGUUUCAGCUGUCUUGGCCUUGGCGAAAGGUAGAGCUGAAACAACAAGUGAAAAAAAGGCUGCCACUCGAGGCUGGAACUUAUUAUAUCAAAUACAAAGAUGAGGACGAUGGCUUGACUUUAAUAGCUUGCGAUGAUGUAUAGAGGAUUAUAUCUCCAGUUCUAGCCGGCUGGGCACCCAUUUGAUUGAGGUAUUUCUUGAGCCCAAAGUUGCUCAUGAGUUUCGUGUUAACGAACUUUAAUCUCAGUACUUAAGUACUUACCCCUCUGAAUAGUUUACUGUAGAAGUUGUUGGUUGUACAGUCCAGAUCUAUUGCAGAGGAGAAGUGCAUUUAGAAAUUCUCCAAUAGUUUAUCGCCUCAAAAUUUAUUGCUUUAGCACUUACCCCUCUGAAUAGUUUACUGCAGAAGUUGUUGGUUGUACAGUCCAGAUCUAUUGCACAGAGAAGUGCAUUUAGAAAUUCUCCAAUAGUUUAUCGUCUCAAAAUUUAGUGCUUCAAAUUGUAUGUCUUACAAAGAUGAGGUCAACGAGUUGGUUUUAAUAGCUUGAGAUGAGGAUUUACAGGAUAACAAAUCCAAUUCCAGCCUGCUGGGAACCAGUUCGAUUGAAUCAAAGUGUCCGUUUAAUUACGUUGACUAACUUGAAUCUUGCUAGUUAAGGAUUGCCCCUCUUUUCUUUUGUAAA
This is a messenger RNA of Rhododendron vialii, 2846 nucleotides long. RefSeq lists its product as uncharacterized. Bases 30 to 2306 code for a protein of 758 amino acids. Gene Ontology annotation, molecular function: protein binding; DNA-binding transcription factor activity. The transcript has 4 exons. The record is from RefSeq and is a predicted model, not a curated record. Lineage: Eukaryota; Viridiplantae; Streptophyta; Magnoliopsida; Ericales; Ericaceae. Gene Ontology annotation, biological process: regulation of DNA-templated transcription.